UGCCGGGGUGGGAAGAGGAUAUUAUCACGUGUCUUCCGGCCACCCAUGAAACACUACAAUUAAAAAAUAUUUAUCUUGUGACAAAUUGUGCAAUUAUUGUGGUGGCAAUUAGUGUGAGCGACGUUGUGAGGAUAAUCCAGCCUGUGAAAGAUUGAAAAAGUUAAUUGGAAACGAGUUAAGAGAGGAAGAUCGUUCAAGUUUAAAUGCCAUAGAGAAGUUGGAUGGUUUGCAGUGUUGCCAGCAACCAGCGGACCCCCGUUUACUAACUACCAUAGAGGGAUGUGUGGUAACAAUGUGCUAACAACCAUUAUGAUGUGGCAGUAUUUAUCAUGUGGUGCCGGAAACUUUACAGUGUGAUGAGAGAGAAACAUUGGUGAGGAAGACAGUGAGUGGAUGGAGACUAUGAGGGUGGUUGAGGCAGCCUUGAAGAAUACCCGUUCAACCCCCACACACCUCAACUUACAAGUGUCUUUUAAACUGCCAAACACUCACCCACGUGUCUCAUACGCCACCUGCUCUCGUCCCUCAACACUUGGAAUGGAUUCAGUGAACGUGUGUACAGUGAUCUGGUAACGUGGGUGGCAGGACCGUUGGGACCAUGUGUAGACCCAUAACUUGUGAUUGACACUCCAGGCUUCACCUACCACUUGAGGAACUUUUCAGAAACCUCAUUUCCAUAUAAGUCUCCGGUGAACUAUGUAACAUAACACCGCUGGUCACAGUUCCGUCGUAAUUGUGAUUUUCAUGUUAAGAGAGUUAGUUGCCUAAGAUAUGUUUAUUAGCUCUGGUUUUGUAACAAAAUCAGGCCAAAUGAAAACCGUUCAUUGAUGAUAACAAGUGAAAGUGGAGUUUGAUUUAAGACGAACAUUUUAUGUUAUUCCAUCACGAGUCACAGACGACCACAAGAACACUGGACAACUCCUUCUGCCAUUCAGAACUGGUAUUAUUAUCUUGGGAUUUAUCUUGUGUGUGACUAAGAGGCAGCAUCAGCCCCCAGUAGACAUGAAGACCGUGGGCGCGGGCGUGGUUGUUCUCGACGCCCAUAAAGGUUACUUAGAACUUACCCAAGAGGCCCUCGACAAGCUCAUAAGCCGGGAGCCCAUCUCUGACCACUAUGACGUGGAACAAACUCCCUUUGCCAGGGGCAAAUUCGCAGCUGUGCGCCGUGCCAGGUGCCUACGCUCCGGUACGUGGUUCGCUGCCAAGGUAAUGAGGAAGCGUCGCCGAGCCCAGGACGUUCGCCAUGAGAUCCUGCACGAGGCAGCUGUCCUCCUGCUAGCCAGACCCUCCACCAGGAUCGUCUCCCUCCACCAGCUGUACGAGACCACCUCAGAGAUAAUCCUUGUCCUGGAACUAGCUGAAGGUGGGGAGCUACAGAGAGUCAUAGAUGAAGAAGAAAGUCUAGAGGAGGGCGUUGUGCGUCGGUAUAUGAUCAACAUCCUUGGUGCUCUUCGUUUUCUGCAUGCCCACAAUAUUGCUCAUCUUGACCUUAAGCCACAAAACCUCCUGCUUAUGGGAAAACAUCCAGAAAGUGACGUCAAACUUUGUGAUUUUGGUAUCUCCCGAAUCAUUCUGUCUGACAUAGAAGUGCGUGAAGUUCUUGGCACUCCUGAUUAUGUUGCGCCAGAGAUCUUGCAGUAUGAACCCAUCAGUUUGGCUACAGAUAUGUGGUCUGUGGGUGUCUUGACAUAUGUAUUGCUCACCGGACACUCACCUUUUGGUGGUGACACCAAGCAAGAGACUUUCCUCAAUAUAUCUCAAGGCCAGGUUGACUUCCCGAAGGACCUCUUCUGCGACGUCUCCGAGCAAGCAAUAGACUUCAUCACACGGCUUCUGCUUGUUAAUCCCAGUUGUCGCCUCACAGUAGAUGAAGCAUUGCAACAUCAGUGGUUAAAUGGGCUGUAUUCUUCCCAUCCACUCACCAGUCCUUCUUCCUCCACCACACAUCAGUCCAGCAGAGAGAUACGUAUUCACACUCCCAAUUCAACUGCUGUAACAUCCCAACGCCAAACCAAGGAAUUGGACACGCAAAAUACGAGUCCCAAAGGAAUUGCACCUUUCCAUUGCAGUAGUCCCAGUAAAGAAAAUAUUUCACAUUCUGUCAUGAUGUCUGCCACUAUAUCUGCAGUUACACCCAGCUGUAGCAAAGAUGCAUCAGCACAAUCAAAUAACUCUACCGUUUCCUCCAUGCGCCUUAUUAGAGAACCUGAAUUAUAUGCCCCUAGUACUUCUUCCAUGCACUUGACCAAAGUUGAUCUUGGAUGUGUUGGAAGCUCCUCACAUAUCAGCAGAGAAGGUAUCGUACCAUGGAGAAAAUCUGAAUUCUUAAAUAAAGAGAAUAAUAAGAACACGUUAAAUAAAACAGAGGAGCUUGUUGUAUCAGGACACAGUAAAGAGGUGGUCACCCUUGACUCCCCAAGCAAGUCUAGAAGCAGACUAGUUCACACAGAAAAGGGAAAAUUGAUCAGAGAAUCAGAUUUAGCCAAGAAGUUGGCCAGCAAUAAGGAAGGCAAGGAAAAUAAGGAAAAUGGAAAAGAAAUCAAAGACUGCAGUAAAGAAAAAUUGAAACCCUCAGCACUCUGUCUUAGACGGCAAGGUUCAAAAUGCGAUUUAAAAUCACCGACAGAGCAGCAGAAAUAUGGGUCAGUGCAAGGGUCUGUAAGUAUAAUAUUAGAAAAAAGUAUCAUUUGUUAACCCAGUGAGAUGGUUUGUAGUCAUUCAGGAAUUUUAUCCUCUUAAAUUUAAAAACUCCAUGGAGUACUAACUGCUCAGCAAUAAGUGAUGCCAGUCUUCUUGACUGGAUGAAGCACUCCAUAUGUUAAUCAAUCUCACAAUCAAAUGGUGCUAUUGUAACAAAAUUGCUCCUGAUAUUAAAUAACUAGCCACAACAGUUAACAGAGAUUAAUACAUCAUAUAUUUUGGCUGUUAAGUUUGCAUCUGCAGGGCUUUUUGUAUGCAUUACUUGUGUAAAGUUUGUGGUAUAACUUCUAAUAAACUCAGUGAUAUUCACCAAGUAUUAUAGAGAGGAAAUAUACAGUAUUAGCACAAAAAUUUCUUCAGACGACAGAUGCAGGUGGUCGCCAGUUUCUUAUUAAAAAUAUGUAAUAUAGUUUUCAUGAUAUUUAUUUAAAAUCAUGUCUUUUGUCGAAUUGAUUAGGUUAAAAUGUAACUUAUAUAAAAAGUUAGGUAAAUGUAUAUUUUUAUCAUUGAAACAGUUUUUAGCUGUUUUCUGAGGUACUGUAUUAUGAAAUCCCUUUAUUUUAAGGUUUUAAUGACCCUUGUGCAUUACAUCACACACACAUACAUUCUUGAGGGAACAGAAGCAUUAGUGUUGUUAAAGUGUGAAUAACAGUAAAACCCCUAUAAUUCUGACUCCUCAAAUUCAAAGUCAAUCAUAAUUUGUAGUGUUUUGCUGUUACGAAAUACUGUAUACAGUAUAUUAAAAAAAAUUAAUAUUUGGUAAAAUUUCAAAAUAUUAUGAUAUCUAUAUUACAAUUUUCGUAAUACUUGGUAAAAUUUAGGAUUAUGAGAGACAUUUAUGAAUAAAUAUGAUGCACGUGUCAAUAUGGGAUACAACCGUUCACCUCAGUGUAAAUAAGUACUACAGUAUAUGUAUCAUACAUGUUGGUCACUCGGUCAGUUCCUGUUGGUCACUUGUGGAGUGCACAUCAUUGCCCAGUGUUUGAGCCACUAUGUCUGAUAACUCUGGACCAAGUACCUAAAUUUGGUACAGCACUGUGCUUAGAGGCGCUUAAAUUUUGAUUGUGGCAGAUAAUGGAAAGGUAUUGUUUUUUGUCUUAUUUUUGUGUGUAUUUUCUCUCAGGUGCCCCUCAUAUUUUGUAAAAUCUCAUAGCUCUUAAGGGCUAGUGCCCCUAGUAUUUCGAACUAUGGGGGUUUUACUGUAAGUUUAAAAUUUACAGUGGUGUUAUAAACAAGAUUUCCAUUUGUUUAGCAAGUUCUAUACUUUAAAGGAAACUUCCUUAUUGGAAUAUAAAGAUUUAAUUCAGUGUCUCCCAAAAUAAAACAAAUAUAAUGAUUUCAGGACAAAUGAUUAUGUACAGUAGUACUCCGAUUUACGCGGUCAAUUGAACCCACAGGGUACCGCGUCAAGUGAAAUCCGCGUAAAUGGAACAACAGAACAUAUGGGAUUAAUUCCAACAGAGACUG
Messenger RNA from Homarus americanus (American lobster), 4167 nucleotides. RefSeq names its product serine/threonine-protein kinase 17A-like. The transcript has 7 exons. Gene Ontology annotation, biological process: positive regulation of apoptotic process; intracellular signal transduction; protein phosphorylation. Gene Ontology annotation, cellular component: nucleus. Lineage: Eukaryota; Metazoa; Arthropoda; Malacostraca; Decapoda; Nephropidae. Gene Ontology annotation, molecular function: ATP binding; protein serine/threonine kinase activity. The coding region runs from base 1003 to 2694 and encodes 563 amino acids. The record is from RefSeq and is a predicted model, not a curated record.